Molecule: messenger RNA, 1287 nt
Organism: Podospora bellae-mahoneyi
Lineage: Eukaryota; Fungi; Ascomycota; Sordariomycetes; Sordariales; Podosporaceae
Exons: 4
Coding region: 1-1287 (428 amino acids)
Molecular function (GO): protein binding
Source: RefSeq, a predicted model, not a curated record
AUGGCGCUGUCGAUUCUGACAACCUCACUCUUACUCCUCUUGGGGACAGCAUCAGCAAAUAUUCAAUCCCAGCCACCAAAACAGCAAGUCUUGCCCCCCCUGAGAUCACAUGUAAACGACUGUCUCCCAGGCCCCGUCAAACACGACCUCUUGCCAUCUUGUGAAACCGCCUUUGUGUCCAACGAGACUCUCAAAAGUGGUCAGGAAAAACCCUGGACACACACCCCAUUCUGCUUGGACACUAAAGCAGGAACACCAUACUGCGUCUUCACCGCAUCCAAGUUCCAGGGACCAAAACGAGGAAUCAGCAUCAUAGCCCCCUUGUCAAACAACGCCUCUUCCUCGUUGGCCCAGAUCGAGAAGCUCAUCCUCGCGUCUCCCAAGGCCAAAGAUGACUUCAUUACUGUAGGCGAAGACCUGGAAGACCCACCGUAUGCACUCAGGACGAUUGAUGGCAAGGGUUUCGGGCUGAUUGCCACGAGGAAAAUUCCAAAGGGGUCGAUCUUCAUGACUGACUACGCCACUUUAAUGGCAGACAAGGACUUUGCUGCGAAUUUGAGAAUGGAACAAGGCAGGUUGCUGCUCAGCGAGGCUGUUGUGCGGUUGCCUUACCCUGAUAGGGUACUCAAAUUGGCGAGGAGCAGCACUAGACCAGGGGAUGUGCCGGCUGCGGAGGAUGUCAUGAAGACGAAUAGUUUCAGUGUGGAAGCAGGUGGGCAUGGUUAUGUCGCGCUGUUUCCGGAUGUUUCGAGAAUGAAUCAUGCGUGUAAACCAAAUGCCAUCACUCGAUUCAAUGCCGCCGCGCUCUCCAAGACCAUCACUGCUUUCCGGGAUAUUCUUCCGGGAGAAGAGAUUACAAUCAGCUAUACUGCCUUCAACCUCCAAUCCAAAAUCCGUCUCCCCCGCCUCAAGAAACUCUGGGGCUUCGACUGCUCGUGCAACCUAUGUGCCGGCCCCCCAGAGCUUCUAGCUGCCUCAGACGCCCGCCGCCAGAAAGUUGACGACCUUGGCCCUGAAAUCGUGGAGUUGGUUGAGGAAGGGAAGUUUGACGAGGCAGUAAAGCUCAACAAGGAAAUGAUCCAAGCUUUGACUGAGGAGGAGAUUUUGCCUCACAUGGGUGAUUACUAUGAGAUUAUGGGACGUUUGUAUCAAGCAUGGGGCAAGAAGAAGGAGGCAGUCGAGUGGUUUGAGAAGGCAUUGGAUGAAGUUGAGGGUUUCAAGGCGGAUGGGGCUGACGAUUUGAAGAGGAUUAUUAAGGCUCUCAAGGCGGAGAAGAAGCAGGCUUGA